GAUCAGAAAUAGCAAUGCAUACUAUGUCACACGUUCAAGUGGUCCACAAAUGGGCUGGGAAUAUAGCUCUGUGAUAAAGCAUUUGCCUACGGUGCAUGUGGAUUUGAGCCCCAGCCUUGCGAAACUGUUGUUUUUAAGUAGCAAAUAUAUGGCUUGUGGCUACAUAUGUAUGUGAUGUACGUGAUAGGCAGAGAAAUAAGUGCCUGCCCAUCUUGUGCUUUCCUUUUUCUGUUUUGCUGAGAGGGCAUAAUAGACAGGAAGGGUCUGCGCACUUAGUCCUGACCUGGAAGGGAAGUAGGUGUGGUGUGCGUAAAUAAAUCACUGAAGGCCAAGUUCAAAUAAAUGGUGAGCCUACUUAAUUUUGGGGGGAGAGAAAUGUCCAAUACCCUUUGACCUCAUCCCUCUCCGAGAGUCCACAGCCUGCCCUUCUGCAUUCAGCCUGAUCCCAAAGGGCUUUGGCCCUGAUACUCAGAUGCUCCUAAAAUGGCUAAUUGAUCAUUGUGCUUUAAAAGGACUACCUGGAAAUAAAACAGCACCCUGAGUCCGCAGGGCCAGAGAAGACUGGAAACGGAAGGAGAUGAGCCAGCAAAGCAGCUCAUAGACACAGCUCCCAGAUCCUCUGUGUUCUCUCGCAUGGUGGUCCCCCGAGUCCAGGCUGGGCAACAAGCCCAGAUAAUAAUAGCAGCUCCUGUAGUGGAGCACAAAUGGGUCCUAACUGUCCAACUUUCAAUUCUCACUUAGAAAGAUUCUCAUAAUGGAAUUGAAGGUGGUCACAGCUGAACUGGAGAGGAGAUGUGUGGUCAGGUUGUUUUAGGGUUCAGGAUUGCUUUGGGGCCGGGCUUGUUUAUUUAACAAAUAUUUAUCGGGGUGAAUAUGUGCCCAGCCCUGGGAUACCGCAGUAACCCCAGGCAUGCAUGGUGUAUCCCUGUGGAUGUGGCUUGAGGUCUUUAGAACAGCGGGCCAUGCCACACCCUUAAACAUGCAGGCGGGGCCGGGAGGUACAGCACAGUGGGGACAUGCGUCUAGCAUGCGCUGGACCCUAGCUUCCAUCCAAUAGCAUAGAGAUUUAGGGAGAUUAGAGAGUGGGUGAGUAUGAGGGGUGGAGACAGAGGGAGGGAGGGACACAGGGAGGGGAGGGACUCACACUUAGACAAAUGUAGACACUGUUGGGAAAGUCUUAGUUGGAGCUACAACUGAAACUCACUGGUAGAAUGCCUGGACACCAUGUCUGGAUUCUAUGUUGAGUUUGGAAUGUGGAGGACAGGGAGGAAUCAAGACAGGCAGAUUCAUUUUGUGGAUUGUGUGUGUAGAGAAAUUCCUGCUACAUGAACAUAACAACUUAAAUUGAUGGAUAAAAUAUAGAGAAGAAAAUUCCUCUCUGUCCGUUUUGUUAAGGUAUGCUACGGGCUGAAGAUCCCUACUGUCUGAAUACUUUUCUAUUGCUGUGUUAAGACAUGAUGACCAAAGCAACUUGUAGAAGAAAGAAUUUAUUGGGGACUUACAGUUUCAGAGGGUUGGAGUCCAUGCAGGAAGCAUAAAAGCAGGGGAGAAGGCAUGGCUCUAGAGCUGUAGCGGAGAGCGUUUGUCUUAUCUUCAAACACCAAGCAGAGAGAACUAACUGGGAGUGACAUGGGCAUUUGAAACCUCAAAGCCCAUCCCUACUGGGACACACCUUCUCCAAUAAGGCCACAAGCCUAAUCCUUCCCAAGCAAUUCCACCAACUGGGGACCAAGUGUUCAAAUAUAUGAGCUUAUGGGGGUCAUUCUCAUUUAAACCAUCAUAUUUGCCAAAACACUUAAAAUUCGUGGUAAGAGACAGGACCUUUAAGGGGUGAUGUGGUCAUGUCACAGACCCUCAGUUUAUGGGUUGUUGGGUCUGUUCUUUAGAGACCCCUAACUAACACAAUGGCUAUUUGCUGUCAGUACUUUGAAAAUAUCCCACUGGGUUCUGCUUCACUGUUGCAGAGACUGGACACUUACAAAAGAGUCAGCUGUCACCUAAAUUUCACACUUGUAUAGAUGUCUAAUGUGUAGACUGGGAAGGUUUUGUUUCCCAUCAGUCCUUUAAUCCAUUCUCUUACUUGAAGGGCAACAUUGCAAACGCUCCCACUUCCCGACAGGCCACCCUAGCCUUCAGUCUCCGUAGCCCUUGCCCAGAACCUUGGUUUUCAGCUGAGCCCUCUCCAUGAUGUCCUAGUUCCUUAACAGAAGCACCUAUCUGUGGCUUGAUGGGUUUAAGCCCCUAACUCAGCUCUCAAGACGACACGUGCACAUUUGGGUUUUUAAUAAGUACAGUUUGCUUUUCCCGGCCCUACCUUUCUCAAACAGUGAGUGAAAUUGUGUUAGCCACGUGCUCGUCACAACCAGAGUCUCGGAGGUCUGCAUAUGACGUCACCCAUGGUUAACUAUUAUCCCCAGUAGGCCUUCACUGUUUUCAACAUACUGAAGGGCUUUUUCUUAUUCCUACCUGGAACCAGUUCCUGCUGGGAAAUCCCAUUUAAACAUCUUAAGCAGAGUGAAAGAGGGACGCUAGAACAACUCCGGAAUUUGUCUUACAGCCAAAUGUAACUGGGCUUGGUGAAGAACACAAUGUUUCUAGUCGGCGAUACACACCGACCCCAUCUUGAGGCUCAGCUUGCAUACCCUAAUACAGCUGUUUUCGCAUCCCAACCCUACCAACCAGUCCCUCCUAUAGCCCUGAAUCCGCAUUUAAUGUAGCAUCCAUUUGCAUUCUUCCUGGCACGCCCAAGAGCUGGGUCACAGUUGUCAGGGCAACAGCGUGUCUGCAGAGAGCACCAGCUCUCCAGGGUUUCCAAGGCAACCACUCUGCAGCGUGGAAGCAGGUGCAUGCCCAGAAAAGCGCCCUUAGGGCGGGGCUAGCUAGGGUGAGGACCCUUGGGGAACUGAGAGGCGUGGCCGCUGGGCUGAGGAGUGCUCAGGCAGGCCUUGUACUUGCGGAUCGUAACUUUCGGUGGAAUAUUCCGCUUUCGUGGUGCACUUUGAAAACCGAGGAUUCCUCCCAGCGUGGUGUGUGUAUCCAGCUUGUCUCCAGGAGCCACUUGCGAUUGGGAAAUGGUCCCAGUGGAUGAACCGCAGCGGAGCGUCCUCAUACAGUAAGGUCCUGUGGAACAGAGUCCUAGGAACAGACCAGGGAGUUGACGUGCGCCACUAAAACCUGAGGCACAGUAGCAUAGGUUUGUUGCGCAUCGCGCGGUGCUCAGGACAUCCCACCAAGGCCCAGGAGUCAAGUCGGAACUGGGCUGGAGGAGGACGCAUAAGGUCCUUUCUAUUUGAGAUGCAGCAGCGUGCAGGGUCGAGGACAGCCGGCCCCCCAUGUCAGUGGUCUAGGAUGGCCAGUGAGGGCGCCAGCAUCCCAAGUCCCGUGGUGCGCCAGAUUGACAAGCAGUUUCUGAUCUGCAGUAUAUGCCUGGAACGGUACAAGAACCCCAAGGUCCUGCCCUGUCUGCACACUUUCUGCGAGAGGUGCCUGCAGAACUACAUCCCAGCCCACAGUUUAACCCUCUCCUGCCCGGUGUGUCGCCAGACAUCCAUCCUGCCCGAGAAAGGGGUGGCCGCACUUCAGAACAACUUCUUUAUCACGAACCUCAUGGAUGUGCUGCAGCGGACGCCAGGCAGCAACGGCGAGGACUCUUCCAUCCUGGAGACGGUCACCGCUGUGGCUGCAGGAAAGCCUCUUUCGUGCCCAAACCAUGAUGGAAAUGUGAUGGAAUUUUACUGCCAGUCCUGUGAGACCGCCAUGUGUCGGGAGUGCACGGAGGGGGAGCACGCGGAGCACCCCACAGUCCCGCUGAAGGAUGUGGUGGAGCAGCACAAGGCCUCGCUCCAGGUCCAGCUGGACGCAGUCAACAAAAGACUCCCAGAAAUAGAUUCUGCUCUUCAGUUCAUCUCAGAAAUCAUCCAUCAGUUAACCAACCAAAAGGCCAGCAUUGUGGAUGACAUCCACUCCACCUUUGAUGAGCUGCAGAAGACUUUAAAUGUUCGCAAGAGCGUGCUGCUCAUGGAGUUGGAGGUCAACUAUGGUCUCAAACACAAAGUGCUGCAGUCGCAGCUGGAUACCCUGCUCCAAGGCCAGGAAAGCAUUAAGAGCUGCAGCAACUUCACGGCUCAGGCCCUCAACCAUGGCACGGAGACGGAGGUGCUGCUGGUGAAGAAGCAGAUGAGCGAGAAGCUGAACGAACUGGCGGACCAGGACUUCCCACUGCACCCGCGCGAGAACGACCAGCUGGAUUUUAUCGUGGAAACGGAGGGACUGAAGAAGUCUAUCCACAACCUGGGGACCAUCCUCACCACUAACGCGGUCGCCUCUGAGACGGUGGCCACGGGGGAGGGGCUGCGGCAGACCAUCAUCGGGCAGCCCAUGUCCGUUACUAUAACCACCAAGGACAAAGACGGAGAGCUGUGCAAGACAGGCAACGCAUACCUCACCGCUGAGCUCAGCACCCCGGACGGCAGCGUGGCCGACGGAGAGAUCCUGGACAACAAGAACGGCACCUACGAGUUCUUGUAUACUGUGCAGAAGGAGGGGGACUUCACCCUGUCCCUCAGGCUCUACGACCAGCAUAUCCGAGGCAGCCCGUUUAAGCUCAAGGUCAUCCGCUCUGCCGACGUGUCCCCCACCACCGAGGGCGUGAAGCGACGAGUCAAGUCCCCGGGGAGCGGGCACGUCAAGCAGAAGGCUGUGAAGAGACCUGCCAGCAUGUACAGCACCGGCAAGCGAAAAGAGAACCCCAUCGAGGACGACCUGAUCUUCCGAGUCGGUACCAAAGGAAGAAACAAAGGAGAAUUUACAAACCUGCAGGGUGUGGCUGCAUCUACAAGUGGAAAGAUAUUAAUUGCAGAUAGUAACAACCAGUGUGUGCAGAUCUUUUCCAAUGAUGGACAGUUCAAAAGUCGUUUCGGCAUCCGAGGACGAUCACCCGGACAGCUCCAGCGGCCCACGGGGGUAGCGGUGCACCCCAGUGGGGACAUCAUCAUUGCAGAUUAUGACAACAAGUGGGUUAGCAUUUUCUCCAAUGAUGGGAAGUUUAAGACAAAAAUUGGAUCAGGAAAACUGAUGGGGCCCAAAGGAGUUUCUGUGGACCGCAAUGGGCACAUUAUUGUGGUGGACAACAAGGCGUGCUGUGUGUUUAUCUUCCAGCCCAACGGGAAAAUAGUCACCAGGUUUGGUAGCCGAGGAAACGGGGACAGGCAGUUUGCAGGUACACUCGAUGGUCCCCACUUUGCAGCUGUGAAUAGCAAUAAUGAGAUCAUCAUUACAGAUUUCCAUAAUCACUCUGUCAAGGUAUUUAAUCAGGAAGGAGAAUUCAUGUUGAAGUUUGGCUCCAAUGGAGAAGGAAAUGGGCAGUUUAAUGCACCAACAGGUGUGGCCGUGGACUCAAAUGGGAACAUCAUUGUGGCUGACUGGGGGAACAGCAGGAUCCAGGUUUUUGAUGGGAGUGGAUCAUUUUUGUCCUAUAUCAACACAUCUGCUGACCCGCUCUAUGGCCCCCAGGGCCUGGCUCUCACUUCAGAUGGCCAUGUUGUGGUUGCAGACUCCGGAAACCACUGUUUCAAGGUCUACCGGUACUUACAGUAACAGUGGACAGCUCUGUACUGAGGUCUUGCACUAGAAACUGGAAUGGAGUUCUCAAGGUGGGACCAGACUACGAUAGGACUUUUCAUACUAGGAAGAAUCUUCGGUGAACUUCCCAAGGUUAUUUCUGAAUGUAACCAUUUCUUUAAAAACUGUCUAUCCAAUUUCCGUAAUUCACUUUUAGGAUUUAAAAAGAAUCUUCUUCUACUGAAUCUAUACAAACUGCGAAGUUUUACACCCAUGAACUAUGGCUCAUAGGACAGGGAUUUCUGUAGUUAAACUAAUUUUGCAAAUCAGACGUUAAAAAGAAUUAGCGUAUCUGUUGACUGGUGAAUGAAUGAUAGCCUUUGCAUAGAGCUUCCAAGAACAAAACUUGUAGUUGCCUAUUUUAUUUAACUUCGAUCACAAGACCCAAGGGACCUUCUAACCUCACUUUUACAGUAGGUGUUAUUAUUCUGGUGACAUGUUUUUGCUUAUCAACAACCACAUAUAAAUUACCUUAGAAAAAUCCAAGGCUGUCUUGCAAGAUCCUUUCAGUUCAACUCAGGCCCUGAGUUGAGCCCAUCAGAAUCAAUGCAAAUUCCCCAAAUUUCCUGGGUUUGAUCAAAGAUCGUUUCCAUGUGUUCUCUUCACCUUCUCAUUUCUGCUCACCUUGCAUCAGAAAAUGAAAUAUAUUUUCAGGAAAACCUGAAAUUCCCGAUGCUUUGGAAGGCACGUAGCAAAAGCAAGGGGACUCUUUGGUUACUAGCUUCAGAUCAACACACUGGAAUGGAAUCAAGAGAAGUCACAUUCAUGUGCCAUGCGUUCAUGUGUCUUUCCUCUUCCACAUCACGAAAGCGAAAGCUUUACCUCCUGCAAAACGUCAGCACAUGUAGUCAGACGCCAGUGUCCUAGGACAGAGAGCCAUAAGCAGCCCUUUGGAGGAUGGAUGGUGUCAACCAAAGGCAUGUGAUUGAUUCAUGAUUUCCCCUUAGAGAGCAAGUGUUACCAAAGUUCUGUUGAGCAUUACAGGUAAGGGCAUGUUGUGGUUAUUUAUCAUUGUCUAAUGAGUAGUAGAGGCAUUAAGGGGGCAAGUAUACAUGGUUAGGGUAAGAUAGAAUGUAUUAUACAUAUAUAUAUAUAUAUAAAUAUAUAGCUGAGUCCUUGGUGUGCGGGAAUAGGCAGCACUCUGAAAGACAGAAGCAUUGUCCAGCCAUCCUUCAGUACAUUCCCUGCCUGUUGCAGUCUGAAGCCGUCCCUGGAGAGUGAGCCCCACAGCAGCUUUCUGUGCUGCCAUUUCCUGGCAUGAUGGUGAUGUCUGGCUUCCAGUCAAAUUACCUUCUUUGUGUUCAAGAAAAAAAAGAAAGAAAGGAAGAAAAAAAGGAAGAAGGGGAGGAAGAAAGAAAGAAAGAAAGAAAGAAAGAAAGAAAGAAAGAAAGAAAGAAAGAAAGAGAAAGAGAGAAAGAAAGAAAGAAGUCUUUAUAACAUUGAGUUUGAGUUACCUUUCAUUUAGGUAUAAAUGCAUUUGAGAAACAUUACCUGUCAUGGAUACUGUAAACUAAGAUGUGUUCUCUUUCCACUGAUUUUCUACUCAGUUCUACCAAAUAGGAAUGUUGUGCUUUGCAUGUUUGAUGAUGACGCUGUGAUGUCAUUCACCGAAAGCACCUUAGAUAUCUACUGUAAAAGACAUCUUCCCUUAGAUACAAAUGAUGAUGUUUAUGGCUUAUUAUCUUAAAAUUCAAAUGUUCUUGACAUAAAUUUUUUAAAAAAAUUUAGAAGGGAAAUCUGGCUACUUCCAGUGGUCUAUUUAAUUCAUUAUGCCCAAAUCAACAUCUGGGUGGAAAAACUUUAUUUUCAGAAGAUUUACAUUGGUAUUUAGCUUAUUAUUAUUUUAGUUCUGUGGGGUUUUAAAAUACACAAGCCUGUCUUUACUAGACAUAAAAUUUAAUACCAAUUUUAGAACGAUAAGGUAAGACUGCUUCUGAAUAUCAUGAAAUAAGUCUUUGAUAUUUUGGUUGUAAUUUUUUUUUCUUGGUGCUGGGGAUGGUACUCACGGCCUCAGAGAUAUUCAGCAAGAGCCCUACAGUCGGGCAGAGCCUGCAGCCCAACCCUCAGUAUGAAUGUCAGUGUUUCUCCCUCCAGGCUUCCGACCAGGGGCCAGGAAUGCAUCUAGGCACUGGGACCAGAGGGAUGCUUAGAAGAGAAAGGCAUCUCUGCCCUUGUACAGCUUAUACUCUGGAAAGGAGACAUCGUUGUGCUUUAAUAGUCUGCCUGCAGGACUGUUUCUGUUUCUGGGCUACUUAAAAGAAAGCUUUUUUUAAAAAAAAAUGAGUAAAUUAAUUGUAGAAAUUAAAAAUGUAAAAGUAGAAAUUUUGUUUUUGUUUUUUGUUUUCCAAGACGGGGUUUCUCAAUGUAGCCCUGGCUGUCUUGGAACUCACUCUGUAGACCAGGUUGGCCUCGAAUGCAGAAAUCCACCUGCCUCUGACUCCCAAGUGCUGGGAUUAAUGGCGUGUGCCACCACUGCCCGGCCAGAAAACAUUUUUUAAAGAGGCUGCCAUGGGCUGUUUUUGGUUGGUUGGUUGGUUCUUUGUUUUGUGGUGCUGGAGAUGGAAUCAGGGCUCUGCAACUGAGCCACACCUCCACGUUGCAACUCUUAUUUUGAAAAUGAAUUUACCAAAUGAGUUCUCAUUUUGUACAAUGUUGAGAUAUUUGUGAACUGAGAAAUUAAUUCGUAAAUGAAUCAGCUGCACAUAUAAAAUAUCAUGUCAGGCUUGAUAGCUCAAUAAGAAAUAACACAAAUUUUUUUUUCUUAACACACAAAUAUUGGUAUGAACUGGAAUGAAAGGGUAAUUUAAUUUAGACCUGUUCCACCAUUGGCUACUAAAGCACCUGCUGUGGGCACUGCAAGAAACACUACAUUCUACACCUGGGUACCUGUGUGUGUUCACUGUAUUUCUUUGUGGUAAGCGAAUUGGGGGUUGGGGGUGGAGUGCUGCUACUAAGAUAUAAAUAGACAAGGUCUAAAUGGAAUUUUGUCUCAUUUGGUCAGAAUGGUUUCUGGUAAACUGAGAAGGAUUAUUACAAUAAGUGGCUUUUUUUGUUCUAGGCUACUGUUACUGUCCAAUUGAUCUUCGUUGAGUGUAUAGAACCCGUCACACAUUCAUGAUACGUAGCACUGAGAAAGUAAGCGUUCAGCUUUCCCUUGGGCACUAAGGACAAGCAGUUAGGUUUUAUAGGUUAACGAUAGUGUGUCUUCUCCCGCCAUAAACCUCCCUUGCUGGACACAGGGUGGUAGGGAGUCACUUUGACUAUCCAGAAACACACAAUUAGAAAGUUGUUAUGACUGUUUGCUGGUGUUUAAAUGAUGUGUAAGAUUUUGAUGAAACUUUAGUCUCUGUAACCAAAUAAGCCCCCGAGUUUCCUAAACUUGACAAAAUUUGAGGCAAUAAGCACCCCUGGUCCAUGCAGCUGUUGCACAUCUGCUCCCACUACAUGUACAGGGUAUGUAUGUCCUCACGGGGAAUGAACUGGAAUAGCGGGACGUAACCAGGUAUAUGGAGCCUCGCUCUAAAGGGUUAGCAUAAAUGCUUUGGUAAUACCUACGGAGGAAAUUGGAGAGAUCAGAUCAACAUCAGGCCAUCUGUAGGUCACAUCAAAUGGGAAAAGUCUCUCUAUGCAUUUGAACUGUAGAUCACCCUCUCUGUUCACCAGCUUCUGAACAGGGAAGAGGAAUUUCUGUUUUUGGUGAAUGCUUUUAAAACAAGACCUUUUUCCAAGUAGGAUAGCAUUGAAGCUGCCUGAUGCAAACCUUUCUAAUUUCCCUUAAAAUCAAAAGUCCUAAUACUGUUACUUUAUGUAAAUGUUGCAGGGUGUUUAAAAUUUUACAAUUAUUUUAAUAUUUUUGAUAACUAGGAAUCUAGUAUUGCCAUAAAGGAAACUAAGUGCCCAUUAAAUAUUUGUUUGGUAUAAAUAAAUACUUUUUUUUUUGGUUUUGUUUCAAAUGACAGUAAGCUACAAAUCAUGACGCUAAUCUUCAAAAACACUUUCUAAUGAACUGUGUGGUAGUUGAUUGUGUGGUCUGUUUGUGGAGAAUGUAUGGAUGCGAUUCAUUAGUAUUCUAGAAGAGAUUAAUAAUCAGCUAUGUUGUUCCAAUGAAUGUACAGCACUUCCAUUAACUUUUGAAAGCAACACAGCCUUAACCUCAUGCUUUUGCUUUAUAACGUGGGACGUUGUGCUAUCAACACAGUACCCUCUGCUAACGUUCUUUCUCACCAUUCCUGACUGCAGCCAUCGGAGGCUGCCUACGAGAAUGGGGGUUGUUUGUUCCCUUUUCGUUUCUUUGAAGAUUUUGUACAUUCCACCUUGACACAUCUGUCUCAUACAUUUUGUGUACAGACCACUGGUCUUGUGUUUUCUGCCAUUGAUAAUGAUAUAGCCUCCUCAUAUGUUCUUUUAUGAAUUGAAAUGCUGACUGCCUGUUUAAAUAGAAGAACGGACGCCGUGCAUCAGUGUGUUUGUAUGUUCGUAGCUACAUCCGUACCACAGUAUUUUGGAUGCUUUAGUCUAUAAAACUUUAAAUUAAUUCUGUCUUGAAACACAGGAGAAACAAGACUCGAGUGUAUAUCGUUACCAUGCACAAAAGUCUCAGAUCAUUAUAAUAAAGCUUGUUCUCUCCACCUGCA
Molecule: messenger RNA, 10253 nt
Organism: Mus musculus (house mouse)
Lineage: Eukaryota; Metazoa; Chordata; Mammalia; Rodentia; Muridae
Gene: Trim2
Product: tripartite motif-containing 2
Exons: 12
Coding region: 3295-5595 (766 amino acids)
Biological process (GO): regulation of neuron apoptotic process; protein ubiquitination
Cellular component (GO): cytoplasm
Molecular function (GO): ubiquitin protein ligase activity; ubiquitin-protein transferase activity; zinc ion binding
Source: RefSeq, a predicted model, not a curated record